CUCCUGCCCCGGCCCCCGCAAAACGCACCGGAGGAGCUGCGCGCGCGUCGCCGGGACACGCCGAGAGCUCCUUAGGACUGUAGCAAAAACAAGCCACCGCCGAACCGCGCGGCUGUUAAGUGAAGAGGCAGCCCCACGGGCAGCCCGGAGCCAUGGCCGUCGACGCCGGCGCCCCGGCGCCCUCGCAACCAGCGGCGCCGACGGAGGAGUGGCCGCCCUACGCCGACCCGUCCUAUAAAAUGCCGGCGUCGAUCGAAGUCACCGUGCAAAAACGGAACGAGGACGACGUCACGCUCACCGUCAAUAUUGAAAAAGAAAAUACGCGGAAGCCGUACCUCGGCGGCUACCGGCACAAGAAAACUGGACGUGUAUACCACCACGCGUCGUCGCAAUCUGUGGUACUAGGCUGCUUGCCUCGAUACCCAGACCCGGACACUAGAAGGCAUAGAGACAGUCAGACGGUGGUAGCAAUCUCGAGAAGCCAGCAAUCGCUGCGCGAGUACGGCACGCAGAUGGCUCGCUUGGAUGUGUUGAUCGACGAGACGGAUGAUAGACACGUGAAGAUCCGACGUUAUUUCACGGCGGCUCAGUUGCUUGAAUUGAAAAGACAGAAAUGUGCUAUCAUACAAAGGUUCUAUCGCGGAUAUUAUGCUCGUAAAAGGGCCUGGGGCAUCCGCCAACGACUCUAUGAUGCCCAAGUGGCCAAGGACGAAGCGGAUCGGGGCGGCGAGACGUUUAGAACCAAGACAAGAGCUAAGGAAGUGGAACGACGUACGAACCCUAGAACCGAGGCAGAUUUUGAAUUACUAUACAACGAGCUCGAGCAGUGGCGCCAGAAGGAGCUCGCUGUUCUUGCGCAGCAGGGCGGGACCAAAGAACAGAGGACCGAUAUAUUGAAUCAACAGACGCGAGCCUUAGCUACUAUUGAUAGACUGAGAGCUACUGCGGUCAAAGCCGGUCGCGAGAAGAAAAUAAAACAGGUCAUGUCGCUCAUGGGCCAGCCGAAGAAGUGGGAGGACAAGUAUGGCGGUGUCCGCGAGGUCCAUACGCAAUUUACCGUAAGGGCCCAAGAGCUCAGGGAUUUAUACGGGGGGUUAUCGGAUGAGAUAGGCGACAUCGAUGAAAGACUAGAGGUUUUGACCAAUGUCAAGUGGACGUGCGAGGAGUUCCCCUGUGCUCUGACGCGAGAUAUCGUGGAGCUCUGCGACCGGGAAGCCGAUCUGUUAAAUAGAGGAAGGUCCGUCGAGUCCAUGGUCAACCUGCGGCGGCGGCUGACGUCUCUCUUUAGGCAGUUCGUCGAUACCCCGGAGUUCAAUCCCGAGGCGGACCGGUUCCUCAAGGUGCCGGGCGUGCGUUUGAUGAACACGCUGCCCGAGUAA
Molecule: messenger RNA, 1379 nt
Organism: Pelagomonas calceolata
Lineage: Eukaryota; Pelagophyceae; Pelagomonadales; Pelagomonadaceae
Source: the annotation of a GenBank genome assembly